Molecule: messenger RNA, 690 nt
Organism: Lathyrus sativus (Indian pea)
Lineage: Eukaryota; Viridiplantae; Streptophyta; Magnoliopsida; Fabales; Fabaceae
Source: the annotation of a GenBank genome assembly
AUGGCUCAGUGGCAAGGUGGUUUGGAUCAAGAGGGUAUUGACUAUAUGUUCAAGGUUGUGAUGAUUGGUGACUCUGGUGUUGGAAAAUCUCAGCUUCUGAAUCGGUUUGUUAAAAAUGAUUUUCACAUGAAAUCUAAAGCUACAAUUGGUGUUGAGUUUCUCACAAAGACAGUUCUCAUGGAUCACAAACUAGUCAAGGCUCAGAUUUGGGAUACUGCUGGUCAAGAAAGGUAUCAAGCAAUUACAACUGCAUAUUACAGAGGUGCAACUGGUGCAUUGCUAGCAUAUGACAUAACCAACCGCCAUUCCUUUAACCAUAUUGAAAAGUGGUUAGAUGAACUGCAACAUCAUGCAGAUAAAAACAUUGUUGUCAUGCUUGUUGGCAACAAAUCUGAUCUGAGUUCUAUUCGAAAAGUGUCUACUGAGGAGGCAGAAGACUUGGCAAAGCAGAAAGGUCUCUUCUUCAUCGAGACAUCGGCGCUAGACUCAAACAAUGUAGAACCAGCUUUCCUUGGUCUUCUUUCACAAAUAUAUACAAAAGUCGGUAAGAAACACAUCACUGCAGAUGGACAUGAACCAAAUUGGAAUAAAGUAAAUCUCGAAUUUGAGGGCACAAAAUUAUUGGUCUCGCCGCAAGAACCAGAAUGUCAAAAAUCUAAAAGCAAAUUCAAUUGUUGCAGUAUUUUGUAG